AUGCCUUCGAGUCUGUCUAGCAUACCCGACUUGGGGCUAUUUUACAUUCCAACCACUGCAGAAGUAGGUGUCGCAGGUGCUGGGCUGUACAACAAGCUGGUGGAACAAGCCUAUCGCUCUAACGAGACGCAUAUUUUUGAUUUGGGAAGAUUCUGGUCGGUCAACGCCAUCUGUGCAGAACCUGGCGCGAUGUAUCACCUUGCAGUGCAUUUUCUCUUCAGCUGUAGGGAGAUACUGGAGAAGGUCGCCUGGGAGGAUCUCAAGGAUACUUUGGCGGUGGACGCCAAAGUCUACCGUUCUCCUCCCGGUGAUAUAAACGUGGCGGGCGGAGAGAUGGCUUCCAUGACUCUGCUUUUCAGUUCUUCAUCUCCUUUGGUGGGACCGAUGACAUAUGGCGAGGUACAACGAGCAGUGGAGCACUACCUGGGUUGGUGUGACCGGGCUGGCAAUGCUGACCCUCCCUGGAAGUCCGCAUGGCGCAUUACUGCGGAACUUGUCCCUCGGUCGGAGGUGAAGGACUGGCUUGUCCGAAGACAGGAUGCACUUGAGCAUUGUGAUGUUAGAAUCCUCUGGCGUGGAACUGACUUUGAUUGUCUGCUUCCGUGUCAGCUUCAAUAA
Purpureocillium lilacinum is the source of this 618-nucleotide messenger RNA. NCBI's taxonomy places the organism in Eukaryota, Fungi, Ascomycota, Sordariomycetes, Hypocreales, Ophiocordycipitaceae. The record is from RefSeq and is a predicted model, not a curated record.